CAAUUUCGGGCCAAAAGGUUUUCCCUACAUUGCUGCUUAUCAGUACGAAUUUGACGCAAUCGAUAAGCGAUAUUUCUCGCUCUUUAGAAACUAAGGCUAGCGAAGUACACAACAAAUUGAAACCAAAGGAGACAGUGCUAAGAGUUGAUCGUGAUAAAUUCUUUGAUAUUCGGUUGCAAUUAAAAGUAGAAAAAUUUUUUAAAACUAUUUUAGAUCGGUUAGUUAUACAUUUGUAUAGAAAAUUGAAAAAAAGCAAUUCAUUUAAAUGUAAAAUUAUGGCGGAGUUACAGCGUAAAAAUGUCAGCGAUCAGUUUUUGCGAGCGCAAUUGGAAGUUGUUACCGCUCAAAAUGCACGUCUACAAGAGGAGAAUAAUUUACUGCGCCAAAAGCUCUCAUGUCUCAACGGUGCAGCUGCCAUUAAUGUCGAGGCAAAAAUUGAAGCUUUACGACUCGAAGAUGAACGUGAUCAAAUGUAUGAUAAUUUGGAGAGAUUAAAAAGAAAAUAUAACAAAUUGCAUGCUGCGUAUUUGGAGAAGGUGCAGCGUUGCAAAGCAUUGGAGGAUACAUUCAAGCGGCAAAAGACGUUGUCCGGUUUAGUGAUGAAAUCGGCACUAAGUCAACGCGCUCAAGCGUUGGCUGACCAGACGCAAACGGAAAAUCUGGAAAAACAGGUGACCAAACUACAGACGGCGCUGGACGAAGCCUAUGACAUAAUCGAUGAACUUGAAUUUGAACUAGAAAGUAUCGACUAUAUGGAGCAGGAAAUGCUACAUAUGCGCAACGAAUUAUCUGCUUUGAAAGCCAAACAAAGAGACACUACGAGUGCGACUGCAAGUUCAAUACCACCAACGGAUUUUGAGGAACCUUUACCAGGUUAUACGGCAGAUGUAGCAGAUGAUAUAAGUGCUCCAGCAAAGCGGACAUCAAGAAAUGUGCGUAGUAUGCUACUUCGCCGUACCGCGUCUUCUUCUUCCAACGAAUCUUUGCCUAAUGAUGACGCAGAUAACGAAUCACUCGAACGAGCAGUCAUGACGCAUGACAUGCUUGAGAAUGCAGCAGCCGAAAGCAAUCAAUUGCGACGAGAACUCUUAAAAUCUCGAGUACAUAAUAGAUGUCGACCGAAGUGAGACACACUGCUUCCGAUUUUUCAUUAUACUUGGUAUAAAGUAGGAAAGUAGUUACUAGCUUUUCGUAAUAAAUAUUAUUUUUCAUUUAUUUACUUUUUAUUCUAAUCGUGAAGUAUUAAAUAAUAAUAGUUUUUGCGUGGAUAAAAUAUACACAACUACUUAUACUUUCAA
Molecule: messenger RNA, 1298 nt
Organism: Bactrocera oleae (olive fruit fly)
Lineage: Eukaryota; Metazoa; Arthropoda; Insecta; Diptera; Tephritidae
Product: median body protein
Source: RefSeq, a predicted model, not a curated record